GCAACCAAGCACGCUCUCAUGGCAUUUCUGGGCCUCAUCAAUUACUGUCGUCAAUGGAUCCCUGACUGUUCAAUCUAUGACAAGUGUUUGCGUUCAGCUAUAAGUCACUCAGAUCCUUUGACUCAGCCCCUGGUCUGGACUGAGGACAUGCUAACGGCCUUCAAGGCUCUGAAGCAAGCUUUGUGCUCCGCCCCUGCUCUCGGGCUGCCGAACUAUCGUUUGCCGUUUCACCUGUAUGUGUGCAAUCAGAAGGGGACCGCCUCUGGGGUGCUGGCUCAGGAGCACGGGGGGGGCAUGCGACCUUGCGCGUUUCUGUCUAAAACUCUUGACGCUGUGGCACAAGGGCUUCCUGGCUGUCUUAGGGCUGUUGCUGCGUGUGCUCUCAUGGUCACGGACGCUGAAAAACUUGUUUUGUCGCAUCCGCUCAUUUUACACACUUCACAUGACGUCGUGUACAUUCUGCGGAAUCUUAGCACUCAGCAUUUGUCUGCUCAGCGUCGCUCUGGCUAUGAGUUUAUUCUUUUGGCCACAGAGCAUCUCACUGUUAAGCCCUCCUCGUCGUUUGAUUCUGUCGCCCACGCUCUUCAGCGUCUUCUUAACUCACAGGAUGACGAUGUUGCGUUUGACUCACAUGACUGUCUUUCUAAUAUCGUUUUUGAAACUAGCAUCCGCCCAGACUUACACUCCACCCCUCUUUCCACAGGCGAUUCUCUUUUUGUAGAUGGUUCCUGUUCCCGCCCUGCGGAUGGUGUGUUCCUGUGUGGUUACUCUGUUUGUCGCCUCCCUGAUGAAAUUGUUGAAGCUCAUUCUUUGCCUUUUUCUUCUGCUCAGGCUGCGGAGCUCUAUGCUUUGACUCGCGCAUGUAUUUUGGCUCAAGACACAGACGUUACUAUUUACACCGACUCACGCUACGCUUUCGGCGUGGCGCACGACUUCGGCCGCAUUUGGGCGUCUCGGGGGUUUACGACAGCCGACGAAAGUUGCUGUGACAAUAGCUGACGGCCUUUUCAGGGAUCCCCUUCCAGCAUCUGGAGCAAUCCAGUUUCGGCUGAUCUACAAAGAGGGGAUGGUUGGUGAGUCUUGCAAAGUUCUGGGCUGAAGAGUCUGAAAAGCACGGGAGCCUGUGAUAUUUUUCGCCGUCUGCACCCUGUGAGCAUUAGAGAACAAAGUCAGUGACCAGUAUGACUUUCUUCAUCAUCGUGCUGAUCUCAACGCUUGGGGCAGGGUUACCCGCACAAGCAAUACACCGGGACCCAAGGGAUAACGAGUUUUGGAAAUAUAUAAACUUCACUGUAAAAACAUCAAUGAAUAUGAGUAUACCUUGUUAUGUGUGUUCUUUGUUACCCCAUGACAGCAGCGAUCCUUUUCCGGUCCGAAUAGCCCCAUCUAACUACUCUAAGGUUAAUAUGACAUGGCUCAGCCUGUGGCCCUCGUAUACUCAAACUAAGGUUUUCCUGACAGACAAUACAGACCCAGAGGUAAGGUUGUCAAUACACUGGGGUGUGAAUAAUACUCUGGGCUUGCGUCAGAGUAUUAAAGAGGGGAUUGUAAGAAUAUAAUCCUGAAUACUCCUAAACCUACUCUUGUAAAUGCGCGGCCCAAGGGUGACUGUCGUGUAGUGUAGCAGUUUAGGGUUAACUUUAGGCCAGAGAUAAUACGUGCUGCUCUGUACAUUUUGUACUUUUCACAUGUUCUGUUCCCGUUUCAUAUUCUGAUUUUGUCUAUGUUUUUGUGUGAAACAUCUUGUUGAACUGUGCAUAACUCCUGUGUGACCUUGAUACUGAGUGUGCAAAACACAUUCCAUAACUUUCCACUGCUGAUACUCCCUAUGAAGUGUAUAUAAACGCCCUGACGCAGCUGUGUGUCAGGACACGCCGAGAAUAAACCAGAUUGAUUUAA
This is a messenger RNA of Neoarius graeffei (lesser salmon catfish), 1899 nucleotides long. RefSeq names its product protein NYNRIN-like. Lineage: Eukaryota; Metazoa; Chordata; Actinopteri; Siluriformes; Ariidae. The transcript has 2 exons. Gene Ontology annotation, molecular function: RNA-DNA hybrid ribonuclease activity; nucleic acid binding. The record is from RefSeq and is a predicted model, not a curated record. Bases 19 to 999 code for a protein of 326 amino acids.